This is a messenger RNA of Pyricularia pennisetigena, 2340 nucleotides long. RefSeq lists its product as uncharacterized. Lineage: Eukaryota; Fungi; Ascomycota; Sordariomycetes; Magnaporthales; Pyriculariaceae. The record is from RefSeq and is a predicted model, not a curated record. Gene Ontology annotation, molecular function: adenosylmethionine decarboxylase activity; 4 iron, 4 sulfur cluster binding; ATP-dependent FeS chaperone activity. The coding region runs from base 1 to 2340 and encodes 779 amino acids. The transcript is spliced from 4 exons. Gene Ontology annotation, cellular component: cytosol. Gene Ontology annotation, biological process: spermine biosynthetic process; iron-sulfur cluster assembly; spermidine biosynthetic process.
AUGUCCCUGUCAAAAGUCAAACACAUAAUACUUGUCCUCUCCGGCAAAGGCGGAGUUGGCAAGUCUUCAGUGACCACACAACUAGCCCUUUCCCUCUCCUUGGCCGGCCAUUCCGUCGGUGUUCUCGAUGUCGACCUCACGGGGCCCAACAUUCCCCGCAUGUUUUCGGUCGAACAGGCCAAAGUGACACAAGCCCCUGGUGGUUGGCUCCCAGUCCCGGUUCACGAAUCGAACCCCGCCGCAAACAUAGGCUCCUUACGCGUCAUGAGCCUCGGCUUCCUCCUCCGCGAUCGAGGCGACGCGGUUGUCUGGCGGGGUCCCAAGAAGACGGCCAUGGUUCGCCAGUUUCUGUCGGACGUACUAUGGGGAGAACUGGACUUUCUCUUGGUCGACACACCACCCGGUACCAGUGACGAGCACAUAUCACUGGCUGAGACUCUGCUACAAAAGACGGUCCCGGGUCAGCUGGCCGGGGCCGUCGUGGUCACAACGCCACAGGCCGUCGCGACCGCCGACGUUCGCAAGGAGCUCAACUUCUGCAAAAAGACGGCCAUACCAGUACUGGGAGUGAUAGAAAACAUGAGCGGUUAUAUCUGUCCUUGCUGCGGGGAAAAGACAAACAUCUUCAUGUCUGGAGGAGGACAAGUCAUGGCCAGCGAUUUUGGAGUCAAGUUUCUGGGACGGAUACCUAUCGAUCCCGUCUUUGUCGAGCUCAUCGAGACGGGCCGGCGUCCAAGGUAUCAAGCCCCCGCGAAACCGGACCCUGAGGAGGCACCAUCCGAAAGCGAGGCCAGGGAUCCAGCACUCCUGGUUGAAAAGUACACGGACAGCAUACUAGCGCCUAUAUUCGGAAACAUCACUGCCGAACUCAUCAAGAGCGUAUCGAGUGGAGCGAACAUGGGCUGCGAGACUGGAAACAACGAGGCCCAGGGCUACAGCUUGCCCAGCGCCCCUCAGCUCACCAUCAACCACGAUGUUGCACAGGACCUAGAUUCCAGCGGUGCAUUCGAGGGACCCGAGAAACUACUCGAGGUGUGGUUCGCCCCUUCUCCCAGUGCCCUCCCAUUGGGCACCAAGGAAAACGGCCUCAAGGCGGUUCCUUCAGACAACUGGGUUGAGAUGCUUGACAUUGUCAACUGCAAGAUCCUCUCGGUCGUGCAGUCGUCUGUUGUUGAUGCCUACCUCCUGUCCGAGUCGUCCAUGUUUGUCUUCCCGCACAAGAUCAUCCUCAAGACCUGUGGAACCACGACCCUGCUUCUGGGCCUCGCCCGACUCUUGCGCAUCGCCGCCGUAGAUGCCGGUUUCCCGAUCCACAAUGCUUCGUCUGUCGAGGAUGAAAAGGCCGCCGCCACGCCUUACCGCGUCUUUUACAGCCGCAAGAACUUCCUCUUCCCUGACCGCCAGCGCGGCCCACACCGCAGCUGGAAGCAGGAGGUCAAGUACCUCGACAGCAUGUUCGAGGGUGGCAGCGCCUACAUGGUCGGCAAGAUGAACGGCGAUCAUUGGUACCUCUACAUGACGAGCCCUGGCUCCACUGCGCUCACGCCCCCUCAGACACCGCCGGCCGGGGACCUCAUGCGCAUUCCCACGGGUCUUCAGACCUUGGGAAGUCGCGAGGACGACGAGACACUUGAGGUCCUCAUGACGGACUUGGAUCCUGAGAAUGCCAAACAGUUCUACCUCGAGCAAGCCAGUGCCCUGGCGUGCAAGCAGGCGGCAGUCGCCCAGCAGGCGAGGGAGGAUGCACAUGCUGCCCUGGACAAGGGCGCUUCCAGCGAUGAACAACUGGUCUCGGAGGCCCUCACCACUGAAGGUCACGCCCUCGGCACGGUCGUGUCGGACACUUGCGGCCUGUCGGACGUGUACCCCAAGUCCAAAUACCCGGAAGCACGCAUCGACGCCUACAUGUUUGAGCCGUGCGGCUUUUCGGCCAACGGUGUGGUGCCAGCACCUCCUGACGCGACCGGUGCCCAGGGCGGUAACGAGCACUACUUUACGGUGCAUGUGACGCCGGAGCCCGACUGCUCGUACGCGUCGUUUGAGACAAACGUGCCUGGGGGUCAGAACGGACGGGAGACUGCUGAUAUCAUCAAGCAUGUCGUUGGCAUCUUCAAGCCCGGAAGGUUCAGCGUGACGCUGUUCGAGGGCAAGGGCCGUCAGCGUGGCGAGAACGGCGGAGGCAAAACGGACCAGAGGCUGAGGGUUGACAGCGUGCCGGGAUACCGACAGCUGGACAGGAUCGUGCACGAGUUUGACGACUAUGAUCUCGUGUUUCGCUUCUACCAGCGUGAGGGUUGGGUAGGCAAGGAAGGUGCCAGGGUUGGAGAGGACGAUUUGUGA